CGUCAAGUAGGAACCAUCCACUAGAAUUGCACCGACAUGGUCCCAUGGUCUAGCGGUUAGGACAUUGGACUCUGAAUCCAGUAACCCGAGUUCAAUUCUCGGUGGGACCUAUCCAAAUUUUUUCAACUUUAUCUUUUCAUCUUUACCUUCUUCCGUACCAAAACAAGAAGAAUUUCUUGCCCACUUGGCCUCUUCCUUCACACUUGUUCUUCUUCCUUCUUCUCGACAUUUCCAUCCAUGGUCAUCCAUGGCUCUUCUUGCUCCCACCAGUGUAGCCAUUCCCAAGCUCCUUCCUCUUCCUUCUAGUCACACCAAACAGCCACGCUCCCCCGUUUCUUCCUCCUCGGUCUUUCUAGACCAUCUCUCCGCCCGCCGCCCGUCACCGAAUUCGAUUCGCUCGAGAAGAAGAAACAGGAGUCGAAUCGUCGUCGUUUCUUUCACUGAAGAGAAGGAACAAGUGGUUCCCGUGAACGAUACUGAUUCUCAAGAUCACGGCCCUCUUUCUUCCGCUUUUGUCGAUGAAGGCGGCGGUGACGAGAGAGGGAGAAUUGUAAGCAGAGGGAUUAAUGCAGCCAUCGUUUUGGGUUUCGGGACACUUGCUGUCUCCAGGUUGCUCACGAUAGAUCAUGAUUACUGGCAUGGAUGGACUCUGUAUGAGAUACUAAGGUAUGCACCCGAGCACAACUGGGAAGCAUAUGAAGAAGCUCUGAAAUCAAACCCUGUGUUGGCCAAAAUGGCAAUUAGUGGAAUCGUCUACUCCAUUGGAGAUUGGAUUGCGCAGUGCUACGAGGGAAAACCGCUGUUUGAGUUUGAUCGAACACGCAUGUUCAGAUCGGGCCUCGUUGGCUUUACACUUCAUGGUUCCCUUUCUCAUUACUACUAUCAGUUCUGUGAGACUCUUUUCCCUUUCCAGGGUUGGUGGGUUGUCCCGGCCAAAGUUGCAUUUGAUCAAACAGUUUGGGCUGCAAUUUGGAACAGCAUCUAUUUUGUGGCGCUGGGUUUCUUGCGAUUUGAGUCCCCUGCCAAUAUCUUUAGGGAGCUCAAGGCAACUUUUUUGCCAAUGCUAACUGCUGGAUGGAAGCUAUGGCCAUUUGCCCAUUUGAUUACUUAUGGCGUCGUCCCAGUCGAACAAAGGCUUCUUUGGGUGGACUCGGUGGAGCUCAUUUGGGUUACUAUACUCUCAACCUAUUCAAACGAAAAGUCAGAAGCCCGAAUAUCUGAUGAUGCAGCUUCGGAGACGGAAUCCAUUUCUUCCGGCAACUCUUCUUCCAAGGAAUCAAAUCAAUCGUGAAGUAGGGUGUUCGAAUGAGAUGUCUUCACUCUUGGUAGCAAUGGUUAGGAUAUUCAUCAAUCAUCUUGCUGGUCCAUGGAGGCAGCCACCUUCGAAAGGGAAUGCAGCUGCUGAAAGGGCAUGUCUCAUCUUAUAGAGGAACUUUGUAUAUUGAAUGGUAAAUAUACUGUGUAUAUGAUUGUGUAACACGAUAUCCAUUACAUCAAAAGAAGGUUUAGUGAACAUAUGCAGAUUUGCUCUAUUUUCAACCAAGAAAGGUCACAGUGCCAUUGAUUAUUUGAUUUUGUCCGGACUCUGCCUGAAAGAGAGUUAACCAUGCCCAUGAUUUUAUCAACCGAGAAAUAAGUGAAGAAAAGCUACGAUUAAAUCGUUAGGUAUGGA
Molecule: messenger RNA, 1672 nt
Organism: Linum trigynum
Lineage: Eukaryota; Viridiplantae; Streptophyta; Magnoliopsida; Malpighiales; Linaceae
Source: the annotation of a GenBank genome assembly